Rubroshorea leprosula is the source of this 1183-nucleotide messenger RNA. The record is from the annotation of a GenBank genome assembly. NCBI's taxonomy places the organism in Eukaryota, Viridiplantae, Streptophyta, Magnoliopsida, Malvales, Dipterocarpaceae.
GAAUCAAAACUGAGACUAUAAACCAGUGGGUUAUUUACAAGCAUUGCAUGAGAUUUUGCUUUGAGCACAAACUUGAGAUGAGUUCUUUUAAUUACUUAUUCUGUGCUCUGUCAUGGCUGCUGUGGCAGCUCUAUUGAAGGCGGUUCAUCCUGAGUGGAGCCCUGCAGCCAUUCGUUCAGCCAUGAUGACCACAGCUUACACCAUGGACAACAACAGAAGUAUUUUGACUGACCAAUCUACCAAUCUCCCAGCUACACCUUUAGAUUUUGGGGCAGGCCAUAUAAACCCAAAUAGAGCCAUGGAUCCUGGACUCAUCUAUGACUUAGAUUUUCAAGACUAUGUUGAUUUCAUAUGUGGCCUCGGUUACAAUGAGACAAACAUGAAAGCUCUUCUCAGGAGAAACCAAUGGAACUGCAGCCAAGAAAGAGCAAACCUAAACUAUCCGUCUUUUGUUGCCAUAUUUAGCAAUGAAUCUAAGAUGGUAAGAAGACAGGUCUUUAACAGAGUCUUGACAAAUGUAGGAGAUGAUCAAUCGGUUUACCAGUCAACAGUGGCAGUUCCCUAUGGACUGGACAUCAAAGUAGAGCCCAGUACUCUAUCCUUCACUCAGAAAUAUCAGAAGCAGAACUUUUCCAUUACUGUGGAGGUUUAUGUGCAGGCUUCUCCUGUGGUUUAUGGAUAUCUAACUUGGUUCGAUGACCAUAAACAUAUUGUUUCAAGCCCUGUAGUUGCCCUGAAUUCCUAGAUAGUCUGCAUUCUAUGAUGCAAAGUAUCACUCAAAAGAGUGACUUAAAUUUGGGAUCAAUAAAUAAAAGUAUAGAUAAACUCUAAGUUUAACAUCAAUUUUUUUUUGAUUCAAGUAUUCAACAGCUUAACAUAAACUGUAAACUCUAGAUGAUAAAAGUCUGCAGAAAUUUAUGAAAGAUGUUAAGCAAAGCUAAUCCUAAAUCGCAUUAGAGGAUAAAUCGCAUUAGAGGAUAAACAAAAAAAUAAAUAAAAUAAAAUAAAAUAAGAAGGAAAUUGGUGCCUCCUAAUUUUGGAGUCCCUGCAGCCUGCCUAAAUGAGAAGAAACAGAAGUUCAGAGUUUCCCUAAAUGUUAAAGAAAUUAAAAAGAAGAAGCAUAUCUUAAUACCCAGACCAAAGAUCAGAGAACCUAACAAAAGAAUAAACCAAAUAUUGUAUU